Molecule: messenger RNA, 1307 nt
Organism: Coregonus clupeaformis (lake whitefish)
Lineage: Eukaryota; Metazoa; Chordata; Actinopteri; Salmoniformes; Salmonidae
Product: 28S ribosomal protein S18b, mitochondrial
Exons: 7
Coding region: 103-837 (244 amino acids)
Biological process (GO): mitochondrial translation
Cellular component (GO): ribosome; mitochondrion
Molecular function (GO): structural constituent of ribosome
Source: RefSeq, a predicted model, not a curated record
GAAUUGAAGUCCAAAAGGAGAGUUUAGCCAUGCACCAAAAAAAAUAAUGUGCUACUUCCCCUUUCACCUGUAAACUUUCAACCCUCAGUUGUGAAAGGCAAAAUGGCAGCGUCCAUACCAAGCGUUGGAAGGAUUUUAUGCCGUGUGUCUCCUUUACUUUUACAGAAUAUUCGGCAGAAUAAGCUUCCAAAGAGGUUACCUGUCAGGCUUUGGACCCAGGCUGUGUUUCCAAGUGUGAAGUCCAGCCUCUCUCUGUGCACUGCAGCCUCACCUGAGAUCCUCAGUGAUGCUGCUGAGGCAGUGGAGGCUCUUGCCCGCUACAAGGACAGACCAUGGGACUACCUGGAGAGCGAAGAGUACAUAGAGCGCUAUGGAACCAGUCCAGUGUGGUCUGACUACAGGAGGAACCACAAAGGGGGGAUUCCCCCUCAGAAGACACGCAAGACCUGCAUUAGAGGAGACAAGAUAUGUGGGAACCCCUGUCCAAUUUGUCGAGACACCAACAUCAUCAUCCACUAUCAGAAUGUGAAGCUGCUGCAACAGUUUAUCAGUCCAUAUACAGGCAUUUUGUAUGACCCCACACGGACAGGAGUGUGUCAGAAACAGCAAAAACAACUCAAUCAGGCGAUUGGCGCUGCAAGAGACCAUGGGCUGCUACCCUUCCAGGUUCCUCAUGUGGACUUCUCAGGGGAGGACUACUCAAACUCCCAUGAUGCAGUGGGCUCGACCCCUCCUCCCCCCACCAUGACCCCUUGGUACUGGUGGUACCACACCAUACAGCCAGACGAGACUGAAGUGGCUAAAGUCAAGAAGACCUACAAGGCCUAUUUGAAAUAGACUAGGGCCUAUCAGAGGAAUAGUUUGUCUAAUUUCAGUUUGUGACAAAACAAGCAAGUAUAGUGUAAAGAAUCAUUGUACCAUCUAAACAACAGUGUGAAAUAUAUUUUCCAUAACCAAAAAUCGUGUAUUUUAAGAUGGUGUACAAAAAUGAAAGUAAAAUAUGCAAAAAGUUAACUUAAGCAUAGAAAUAGCACACAUAGAACAUAUCUACUGCUUCUUGGAAUUGCUUUCAAUGAGAAUGACAGAUCUACAACUCACUUGUGUGAAUUUGGUUGGGUCGCCCUAAAAGUUACAUAUUACAGUUUUAAAACAAGUUAUAAAAUAGCUUUUUUUUUUUUUGCUUUUGGGAGUGUGGGAGAGUAGCAGUUGCAAUUUUGCUAAAACACGUCACAGGGCCUCCCGAGUGGCGCAGUGGUCUAAGGCUGUGCCACUAGAGAUCUUGGUUCGAGUCCAGGCUCUGUCGCAGC